This is a messenger RNA of Mus musculus (house mouse), 5069 nucleotides long. RefSeq names its product VPS50 EARP/GARPII complex subunit (gene Vps50). Lineage: Eukaryota; Metazoa; Chordata; Mammalia; Rodentia; Muridae. Gene Ontology annotation, biological process: endocytic recycling. The transcript has 28 exons. Gene Ontology annotation, cellular component: membrane; recycling endosome; EARP complex. Bases 131 to 2920 code for a protein of 929 amino acids. Gene Ontology annotation, molecular function: SNARE binding. The record is from RefSeq and is marked validated.
GAAGGCUGACCCAGGCGGGCAGCUCCACGUGACGACUCACUAUGGCUUCCCUGUGUUGUAGCCGGCUGUCUGGUGGGAUUAUGUGAUUUGUUACUUCUCCGAGGCAGGGUAAUUGUCUCUCGACUUCGACAUGCAAAAAAUCAAAUCUCUCAUGACCCGGCAGGGUCUGAAGAGCCCUCCGGAGAGCCUCAAUGAUCUUGGUGCCUUUGAGAGCCUUCGGGUCCCUGGAAAGGAGGAAUUCAGGGAGCUUCGAGAACAGCCAAGCGACCCUCAAGCUGAGCAAGAGUUGAUUAAUAGCAUUGAACAAGUCUAUUUUUCUGCGGAUCCAUUUGAUAUUGUUAAAUAUGAGCUGGAGAAGCUUCCUCCUGUUCUCAAUCUGCAAGAGUUAGAGGAGUACAGAGACAAAUUAAAGCAACAACAAUCUGCAGUCUCUAAAAAAGUGGCAGAUUUGAUUCUUGAAAAGCAGCCUGCUUAUGUAAAGGAACUUGAAAGAGUCACAUCACUGCAGACAGGUCUUCAGUUGGCUGCUGUCAUCUGCACAAAUGGGAGGAGGCACUUGAAUAUUGCAAAGGAAGGUUUUACUCAGGCUAGCUUAGGCCUUCUUGCAAAUCAAAGGAAGCGUCAGUUGCUAAUUGGACUUCUGAAGUCGCUGAGAACCAUAAAAACAUUGCAAAGAACUGACAUACGCUUAAGUGAAAUGCUGGAGGAAGAGGACUAUCCAGGAGCUAUUCAGCUGUGCCUAGAAUGUCAGAAGGCUGCCAGCACUUUUAAACACUACAGCUGUAUAAGUGAGCUGAAUUCAAAGCUGCAAGAUACUUUGGAGCAAAUUGAGGAACAGUUGGAUGUAGCUCUUUCCAAAAUCUGCAAGAAUUUUGACAUUAACCAUUAUACCAAGGUUCAGCAAGCUUACCGGCUUCUUGGAAAAACACAGACUGCGAUGGAUCAGCUUCAUAUGCACUUCACUCAAGCCAUUCACAACACCGUAUUUCAGGUUGUGCUUGGCUAUGUGGAGCUGUGUGCAGGAAACACGGAUACAAAAUUCCAGAAGCUUCAGUAUAAAGAUCUCUGUACGCAUGUGACACCAGACAGCUAUAUUCCAUGCCUGGCAGACCUGUGCAAAGCACUGUGGGAAGUCAUGCUCAGCUACUACAGAACCAUGGAGUGGCACGAGAAACAUGACAAUGAGGAAACAGCUGCAGCUGCUGAAGGAAGCAAUGUGAUGAGUACUGAGGAGGCCACUUUUGACCGUGGCUAUGUAAAGAAGAAGUUAGAGCACGGCCUUACCCGGAUAUGGCAGGAUGUUCAACUAAAAGUAAAAACCUACUUGCUUGGAACUGAUUUAUCUAUAUUCAAAUAUGAUGAUUUCAUCUUUGUUCUGGAUAUUGUCAGCAGGUUGAUGCAAGUUGGAGAAGAAUUUUGUGGUAGCAAGUCUGAAGUUUUGCAGGAGUCCAUUAGAAAACAAAGUGUCAAUUACUUCAAGAACCACCAUAGGAUACGACUUGAUGAACUGAGAAUGUUCUUAGAGAAUGAGACAUGGGAGCUUUGCCCUGUUAAGUCAAAUUUUAGCAUCUUGCAGCUUCAUGAGUUUAAAUUCCUGGAACAGUCUCGCUCCCCAUCAGUUUCACCUAGUAAGCAGCCAUCAGCAACUUCUUCAAAGCCUGUGACUUUGUUUGAGCAGUACUGCAGUGGUGGGAAUCCAUUUGAAAUACAAGCCGACCACAAAGAUGAAGAAACUGAAGAUGUCUUAGCCUCUAAUGGGUAUGAGUCUGAUGAGCAAGAGAAGAGCGCCUAUCAGGACUAUGACAGUGACAGCGACGUCCCUGAGGAGCUGAAGCGGGAUUACGUGGACGAGCAGACCGGCGACGUGCCCGUGAAGAGUGUUUCCCGAGAGACCCUGAAGAGCAGGAAGAAGUCGGAUUACAGUCUAAACAAAGUGAAUGCACCCAUCUUAACAAACACAACACUGAAUGUAAUAAGGCUUGUUGGAAAGUACAUGCAGAUGAUGAACAUCCUUAAGCCAAUCGCCUUCGAUGUGAUCCAUUUCAUGUCUCAGCUCUUUGACUAUUACUUGUAUGCCAUAUAUACCUUUUUUGGUCGGAAUGAUUCAUUGGAAUCAACAGGACUUGGCCUUAGUAGUAGCAGACUAAAAACAACUCUAAACAGAAUUCAAGAAAGCCUUAUUGACCUGGAGGGCUCAGCUGAUCCAACUGCCACUCUCACAGCAGCCGAGGAAAGAAAGGAGAAGGUACCCAGCCCACACCUCAAUCAGCUAGUGAUUUUGACAUCUGGGGAUACAUUGUAUGGGUUGGCAGAGAGAGUGGUAGCCACAGAAUCCUUAGUGUUCUUGGCUGAGCAGUUUGAGUUCCUUCAGCCACAUUUGGAUGCUGUGAUGCCUGCAGUCAAAAAGCCCUUCCUGCAGCAGUUUUACUCCCAGACAGUCUCAACUGCCAGUGAACUGCGCAAGCCCAUUUACUGGAUUGUGGCUGGUAAAGCUAUUGAUUAUGAACAGAUGCUUCUCCUAAUGAUGAAUGUGAAGUGGGAUGUCAAAGAGAUCAUGUCACAGCACAACAUCUAUGUAGAUGCAUUGCUGAAGGAAUUUGAGCAGUUUAACAAGCGGUUAAAUGAAGUUUCUAAGAGAGUUCGGAUACCUCUGCCUGUAUCAAAUAUACUUUGGGAGCAUUGUAUACGAUUAGCUAACAGAACUAUUGUGGAAGGAUACGCCAAUGUCAAGAAAUGCAGUAAUGAGGGGCGUGCCUUGAUGCAAUUGGAUUUUCAACAGUUUUUAAUGAAACUCGAAAAACUAACUGACAUUAGACCUAUUCCUGAUAAAGAAUUUGUGGAAACGUAUAUCAAAGCCUACUACCUAACUGAGAAUGACAUGGAGCGUUGGAUCAAAGAGCACAGGAUUUUCUCUGUAUAGCCCUGGCUGUCCUAGAACUCACUCUGUAGACCAGGCUGGUCUCGAACUCAGAAAUCCGCCUGCCUUUGCCUCCUGAGUGCUGGGAUUAAAGGCGCGCGCCACCACGCCGGGCAGAUGUGAUUUUUUUAACUUGGAAUUUUAGAAGCUUUAGCUGGCUAGUAUUUGUAGUUCAAUGACAAUUCCCAGGGAAUUCCCUGCCAGUUCUUUGCAGACAAAAAAGCCGGAAGCUUCUCUAACAACUCACCAGAGCAAGUAUAGUGCCCACUGAUGAUGGAUACUGAAUGCUGAGCAGGCUAAGGAAUUCUUUGCCAGGUGCAUACCUGAAACCAUUUCUAAGAGUUUGGAUUGAACUCUGCCCCGUGCUUUAAAAUAAUAUUGUCUUUACAAUACCUUCAGUGCACGUAGACUUUCUUUUCUCUUACAAGGUGAAGGCACACAGUUGUCCUUCCUUAAGUUGUCCUGUUGAUCCAGGAGAAACACAGUAUGUAAGAAGUUCUGAGGAACUGCCUAUGCCCAUCCUAGCAGUGCACUGUUGAAACACAUAAACUGGAGAUCUGGACAGUGAGGAUAUUUUCUUCAUUUUACUAACUGCCCAACAGUUAUAAUAUCAGCAGUUUAAAAAGAAUGAUUUGGAGCUGGAGAGAUGGUUCUGCAGUUACGAGCACGUGUUGCUCUUUCGGGCCUGACUCUGAGCAUAUACGUGGUACCUCACAAACAUCUGUAACUCAGAUCCAAAGGAUCCAGCACCCUCUUCUGAACUCUACAGACAGCAAGCACAUGUGGAGUACAUACACAUUUAUUAAAGGCAAAGUACUUAAACGUAAAGUAAAUCUUUAAGUCUUCUAGGACAUCUUCCUGACUUGUAAUCUAAUUUGUUUUCAUGUCUUAAAGAAUCAUUGUUCUUUUGGAGAUUUUAGCUAAAGUGUAAAAUGUAUAAUGCACUAUAAAAUUUGAAAUGAAAAUGUAUUUUGAUAACUUGAAAUCAGACUACCACAAAAACAAGUACAAAAUAUGCGCCCUUUAACGCAAUGAGCAGCACAUUGUGUUGCUUUGUCAUUGACAGAGUGUUGCUGCCUGCCUCCAGGAUGCUCUGCCCUCCUCCUCGCCUCCUAUGUAGCAUAGUAGUAGUUUGCCUUACAUGCUUCUCCUGUGCCUUCCAGCACUCUCAUUGGGCCACAGGGCUCAGCCCGUGCCAGCCUUAGAUGUCUGCCUGCUCUGUUGUAUUAAUCAGUUCUAGUGCAUUGUAGGUUACAUUUGGAUUUUCUUUCUUUGGGCAGGAAUACUCAACGAAGCAGUUGACCAACCUGGUGAAUGUUUGCCUAGGAUCUCAUAUCAAUAAGAAAGCAAGACAGAAGCUCCUAGCAGCUAUAGAUGAGAUAGACAGGCCUAAAAGAUAAUGAACAGAGCUCUUUCCUCGGGGACAUUGAUCUUCUUUCGGCCUGUACGACAUGAAAGGCAGUUCUUCAUACACUCCUCAUAAUUCUCUUCUAAGAAAACUUUGAGCAUGUUCUUUGGAACUGGAAAAUAGAAAAUACUCAACUGUGUGUGGUGUUCUCAAGUGACUUUUAUAUGCUCCAGUUUCUUCAAAUUUUGCUCUUGUUGUAACCUUUUCCUGAAAUUAUCUUACUCUCAUAAUUAUUAUGUGACUACAAUUACACAUGUUGCAAAAGAGUGUACUAUAAAUACAUAGUUGGAAGGGAUAGUGGCUAAUGUGUCUAUGAAUAGUUUUUGGAGAGUGUCUUAAAUGGGAGGAUGAAUGUACAGUAUUUCCUAAUUAUGAGCAUUGCAUGAGAAUUUUUAAAAAAUGUAAGUAAAAUAGUUGGAAAAUCAAUAUGUUCUCUGUUUUUAACUGUCAGAGCUUCUGCCAGUGUUAAUUUGGCUAUAACAGUGAUCAUAAAUGAUGAAAUUUAAUAAAUGUUACACUCUAAAAUUACCAGGUGUGUGAGACUACUACCUUUUGAUAUUCCUGUGUGAUGGGAAGACUUCAGGAGACAGUAGUGUCAUUUUUUAUUAUGUCCUCACCCUUGUUCUCUAUCUUGAAACGUCUGGUCGGAUGACAUUUUAUUGUAUGGAUUUUCCAGUGCCUGAGUAGCAUAUUGAACAAUUACUAACUAUGCAUUUUUAUAAAAAUAUAAAAUAUUUUACAGGA